AUGCCGAAUCAACGUGGUACAACUGCCCGUUUGAGGCGUACGUUUCAGUAUCCAGAGGAGGACUCUACAGACUCACAGCCAGAAGUUCUGGAUGAGCAAGAGCAAGAACAAUACAUCAACCAACUGGCCGCUGAGAAUGCUGCCCGUGAUGUGCAGUUCCGUCGCUUCCUCCUGGCCAUUCCCCUACUCGCCACUAUACCCUACCUUCCAGCUCUCAUAAACCCCCCUACAGCAAUGCUGGCUCUCCUCAGCCUGACAUCUUUAUUCUCAACGGCAUACUUGCUACACCACCAACCGCCAGCAUCGUCAGGAAUUCCUUUCCUCGAUAACUGGGCCCGACCUAAAACUCCGCGACCCACACGCCCACCAUCGCUGUCAACCAGAGACUCUUCAGGUGUCUUUGACGACGACGAUGAGGACGAGGUAGACGAUGUGCCUUAUGCUCCUCGUGGGCGACCACGACAGCGCAGAAGCUCGUUCAGUUACGUUGAAACGCGCUCGCCACUUGAAACUUAUCUGCCUUUCCUGAAUCUAGGCCUGGGUCUCGUUUUGAUUUUGAUGGCCUGGGCAAUAGGCAGAACAAAAAGCGAAGCCGUGUGGCCCGGAAUGGGGUACUUGCCCUUGGUGGUUUAUGCGAUUAUUUUGAUUUCAAAGAUGGUCAUGAGCAGUGUCGACCCCGAAAAGGAGCUGGCGUCACUCAAGUAUGAUUACAAGGGCGCUUAA
Messenger RNA from Fusarium pseudograminearum CS3096, 723 nucleotides. RefSeq lists its product as uncharacterized. The record is from RefSeq and is a predicted model, not a curated record. The transcript is spliced from 2 exons. NCBI's taxonomy places the organism in Eukaryota, Fungi, Ascomycota, Sordariomycetes, Hypocreales, Nectriaceae. Bases 1 to 723 code for a protein of 240 amino acids.